This is a messenger RNA of Calypte anna (Anna's hummingbird), 2503 nucleotides long. RefSeq names its product GRAM domain containing 2B (gene GRAMD2B). The transcript has 14 exons. Bases 44 to 1357 code for a protein of 437 amino acids. The record is from RefSeq and is a predicted model, not a curated record. Lineage: Eukaryota; Metazoa; Chordata; Aves; Apodiformes; Trochilidae.
GAAGUGAAUUUACCUAGUCCUAAUUACCUUUAACUCCAUUAAAAUGAAGAAAAAAAGGAAUUCUUUUGAGGACUCCAUUUUUUGUUCUGAAAGUCAGAACAGCUUCCAAAAGUCAAGUAAUGACUCUCCAGUCAGCCCUACAGAGAGCUUUGGAUCCGUGUUUAUAAGUUCAGAUGGAGAAAAUGGAACAGAUGAAAAAAGAAAGGCAGGAAAGUCACCUACUGGAUUGCCUCAGACCCCUACCAGUGAAAUGGAGUAUUUUGAUGACCGGAAAAAAGUUGACAUUGCGAGAACAAAGAGCAGCACAGAUAGUCCACUCCUGACAAUGGAUAUCAAGAGUGACUCCAAGAUUGAAAGGAAAAAACGUGCCUCAAAUCAGCUGAAGGCAAAUGCACACUUUCAUAAGCUGUUUCUAGAUGUUCCCAUUGAUGAGCCACUGAAACAAAGUUUUACCUGUGCUCUGCAGAAAGAGAUUCUGUACCAAGGAAAGUUAUUCCUUUCUGAAAAUUGGAUUUGCUUUCAUUCCAAGGUUUUUGGUAAAGACACUAAGAUUAGUAUACCUGUGCUCUCUGUGACACUUUUGAAAAAAACCAAAACUGCCCUUCUUGUGCCAAAUGCUUUGAUCAUAGCAACAGUCACAGACAGGUACAUGUUUGUCUCCUUACUCUCCAGAGAUACCACCUACAAGCUAUUAAAAUCCAUCUGUAGACAUCUUGAGGAUACAGGCAUGGGCAACAGUCCAAAUCCCUCUUCUGCAGAAAACAGUUUCAGGGCUGAUCGUCCUACAAGUCUGCCCUUGGAUUUCAAUGAAGACUAUUCUGAUCUGGAUGGAAUAGUGCAGCAGCGAAGACAGGAAAUGGAAGAGUCCAGCAGCACAGGUUCACAAACCCCAGAGCUGGAAUGCUUCCAAGAUUAUCAUGUUAUGGAGACAGAGACUCACUUGAAAGUUUCCAAGACUGAGGCAAAAUCUGUCCGUUCAGAUGCACACAGUAAGCGUGGACCUGACAGAAAAGCCCAAAAUAGUCCUCGAAAUGGCCAUUCUGAAGCCUUCAGAUUCUUACACAAAAUGAAGUCACAGAAUGUCUUAUCUCUGAACCAUGUGCUUAUAUUUUACGCAAUUCUUGUUUGUGUAUUAAUAUUUUCUACCUUCUACAUGAGAUAUAAAAUCAGUGUCCUGGAGGAGCGUCUAAUUUCCAUCACAUCCUUUGAUUCACAUCAGGAACAUCCAGUGCGCCAAGGUUUGGGAUCUCAUCUGCAAAUUAAUGCUGAUGCCCUUUGUGAUGAGUUAACUGCUAAUAUUAUAAAAUUGGAAAAGAUACAGAACAACUUAAAAAAACUACUUGAAGAUAGCGAAUGAAACGUCAAUGUUCUUGGACUACUUCAGACCUCAUUCUUGAAAAACAGUUCCAAAGGAGCUCUGCUGGUCAGAGUUCAAAGUUCUUUAUUUUCAGUCCAAGCCAAGCUUAAACUACUGUAAAGUACAUGUCAUAAUGCAGAACAUCAGUUUAUUCUUGAGCAUGUAUCUCUAUGUUUUGAAAACAUACAUAUUUUGAUCCACAUGUAUCUAUGUUUUGAAAAUAAGGGGAUUUUGCCUUCACUAUUUUGUGUGAAUUAAUGGAUUUUAUAGCCUGCUUGAUUCUAGAUUUGCUUAUACCAGUGCAAACGUGGUGCAACUCCUUUUACCUCAGCAUCUGCUUUCUGCCUAUUGUCAUUGAAGUCUAAUGGGAAGCCUCAACUGAACUGUUGUUUGAAUGAGCUGGUAUUUGUCUUGGCUAUGGUUAUGGAUUGGUGCAGUGCUCUUCAUUUUCGUUUAUUUGUGCCCUGACAUCCCAAAGGUCAGGAAUCAGACACCUAUGUAAAGUUCUGAAUGUUCUAGGUGUGCUCAAUUCUCAGGUGCUGUAAAAAGGCUCAAUUCCACUUCCUAUAGCACUGCAUCACCACUGAGUGUAAGUUUCUACACUACUGGGCAUUCAAUAUCCAUUCAAGUCAAGCUUGAAAUAUAUAUGGACUCAUCAACUUACAGUCCAGUUGCUUAUGAAUAGCAGUAUGGCUGUGACAACUUAGAACUGAUGGCUUUUUUGUCCACUCAUACAGUCUCUGGCCAUUAAGUUAAUCAAUGUGAAGACCCUUAGUCAGCUUUCCUUGGAGUUGCCUGGGGUUUGGUUAGCUAGGCAAGUGCAAUAUGUGUUCCAGUUGAAGGAAAUCUAAUCUUGGUAUGUGGCUCCAGGGGCCAGAUAUUUCCAUAUAAUUGGAAAUUGCAAAUUAAUGAUGCAGUAAUACAAUCAGUAGAGUGAAUGAAAAAGUGGACACUUGCUUUGUUAGAUCAUACUAUUUUUUUUCACUGUGCCUAAGAUAGGACAACUGGGGAUUUUAGCUUUCUCAUUUCUGUUAAGUUUUUAAAAAGCAACAUUUAGGAUGUAACAACUAGUAUGUGGAACAGUGUUGUUUAUAAUAUGCUAUGCAUUUUAUAACCAUUUCUGUGAAAUGUACCUACUUUGUUUAA